Cyprinodon variegatus (sheepshead minnow) is the source of this 1602-nucleotide messenger RNA. RefSeq names its product double C2-like domain-containing protein alpha (gene doc2a). The record is from RefSeq and is a predicted model, not a curated record. Bases 1 to 1173 code for a protein of 390 amino acids. The transcript is spliced from 10 exons. NCBI's taxonomy places the organism in Eukaryota, Metazoa, Chordata, Actinopteri, Cyprinodontiformes, Cyprinodontidae.
AUGGCCUGCAGCCACCAGCCAGAGGAGGCAGACCUCCUGGCUCCACAGGGCCGGUCUGUGCAGCAGUCUGGAGAACAGACCUCCUGGUUCCACAGGGCCGACCUCCUGGCUCCACAGGGCCGGUCUGUGCAGCAGCCUGGAGAACAGACCUCCUGGCUCCACAGGGCCGGUCCUGCAGCAGCCUGGAGAACAGACCUCCUGGCUCCACAGGGCCGGUCCUGCAGCAGUCUGGAGAACAGACCUCCUGGCUCCACAGGGCCGGUCCUGCAGCAGUCUGGAGUUAUGGAGGCUGGUCUCCAGCUCCUGGACAGUUUACAGCAGCAUCUAAACACGUUGUUGGCGGCUCUGGGGACGCUGGAGUUCGAGUUGAAAUACGACCAGAGCUGCAGCGAGCUGCACUGCACCGUGCUGAGGGCCAAGGGUCUAAAGCCGAUGGACUUCAACGGACUAGCCGAUCCCUACGUGAAGCUGCACCUGCUACCAGGAGCCAGUAAGGCCAACAAGCUGAAGACGAAGACGAUACGGAACUCCCUGAAUCCGGUCUGGAAUGAGACGCUCACCUACUACGGCAUCACGGAGGAGGACAUGCAUAGGAAGACGCUGCGGUUGACCGUCUGCGAUGAGGACAAGUUGACUCAUAACGAGCUGAUCGGAGAGUCCCGGGUUCCACUGAAACGGGUCAAACCCAACCAGCCCAAACACUUCCACACCUGUCUGGAGCAUCCGCCACCGCUGCCGUCCCCCAGCGCCAUGGGUGAAGCCCUCAGAGGGAUCUCCUGCUACCUGAGAGAGUGGGAGAACGAGCAGCUGCACAGCCUGGAGGAGAGAGGACGUCUGCUGCUGUCCCUCCAGUUCCUGCCCCCCGUCCAUCCAGAGGACGCCGAUGGAGGAGACGGAGGCCGGCAUGGCGGCCUCUGUGUGGGCGUGAGGCGCUGUGCUCACCUGGCAGCCAUGGAUGUCAACGGGUUCUCAGACCCCUACGUCAAAAUGUGUCCUCAGAGGGAGACGGUCUCUAACUGUUCUCUGUGUCCUCCGGGUGGCGUCUGCCUGAGCUGCCGCUCCCAGGGAGACGCCCUCCGCCACUGGAUGGACUGCCUGAAGAACAAGGGUCGGCGGGUGGAGCGCUGGCACAUUCUGACCAAUGAGCUGCCGCGGAGCUUCAGCCACGACUAACGGCUCGCCGCCGCCGCCUCGUGGUCGCUGUCAGGAUUUCCAUGUUUCACACAGAUCUUCUCAUUGUGGGACAGGAAGACGUUUAGAGAGGCGGAGCCUGCGGAGAGAAGCCGGUGCCUUCAUCUCUCAUCACCUGGAGGAGUUUGAUCCCGCCUUCUCCUCCUCCUCUCCGAUAGGAGCACAGAAGCCCACCUCAGCAUGUUUACAGGCCGCGCAGCAGCAGCAGGGCUGCUUCUCUGCAUCGCCUCUCUUAUGUUUUCCUACAGUUUGCAUCCAGACGUUGUGGAUUUUCUGCGUAUGAAGCUGCAUGAAGUCGAUCAGUGUUGUUAAUGUUUCUAAUAAGACUCGCCUUACGGAGCCUCUUUAGUGCCGCAGCACAGUCUCCUUUCCUACUAAUGGACUGAUGAACAACCAGAACCAUCUAAAGGA